AUGCUACCGCAUCAAUGCUACCGCAUCAAUGCCACCGCAUCAAUGCUACCGCAUCAAUGCCACCGCAUCAAUGCUACCGCAUCAAUGCCACCGCAUCAAUGCCACCGCAUCAAUGCCACCGCAUCAAUGCUACCGCAUCAAUGCUACCGCAUCAAUGCUACCGCAUCAAUGCCACCGCAUCAAUGCUACCGCAUCAAUGCUACCGCAUCAAUGCUACCGCAUCAAUGCUACCGCAUCAAUGCUACCGCAUCAAUGCUACCGCAUCAAUGCUACCGCAUCAAUGCUACCGCAUCAAUGCUACCGCAUCAAUGCUACCGCAUCAAUGCUACCGCAUCAAUGCUACCGCAUCAAUGCUACCGCAUCAAUGCUACCGCAUCAAUGCUACCGCAUCAAUGCUACCGCAUCAAUGCUACCGCAUCAAUGCUACCGCAUCAAUGCUACCGCAUCAAUGCUACCGCAUCAAUGCUACCGCAUCAAUGCUACCGCAUCAAUGCUACCGCAUCAAUGCUACCGCAUCAAUGCUACCGCAUCAAUGCUACCGCAUCAAUGCUACCGCAUCAAUGCUACCGCAUCAAUGCUACCGCAUCAAUGCUACCGCAUCAAUGCUACCGCAUCAAUGCUACCGCAUCAAUGCUACCGCAUCAAUGCUACCGCAUCAAUGCUACCGCAUCAAUGCUACCGCAUCAAUGCUACCGCAUCAAUGCUACCGCAUCAAUGCUACCGCAUCAAUGCUACCGCAUCAAUGCUACCGCAUCAAUGCUACCGCAUCAAUGCUACCGCAUCAAUGCUACCGCAUCAAUGCUACCGCAUCAAUGCUACCGCAUCAAUGCUACCGCAUCAAUGCUACCGCAUCAAUGCUACCGCAUCAAUGCUACCGCAUCAAUGCUACCGCAUCAAUGCUACCGCAUCAAUGCUACCGAAUCAAUGCUACCGAAUCAAUGCUACCGCAUCAAUGCUACCGCAUCAAAGCUACCGCAUCAGUACUACCAUCACGUGGUAGGCGCCCACGUCUUUAACUCGAACUACUUCACCCUAAUUGUUAUAGCCCUAGUGGCAAACUUACCGCCCGUAAUGAUAUUCACACUCGACGUACCGCCUGACGCAUUCUGUGAUUGGAAGGAAAUCCGCCUGCAGGAUCGUGAUAUGUCCUAA
Stomoxys calcitrans (stable fly) is the source of this 1152-nucleotide messenger RNA. RefSeq lists its product as uncharacterized. The transcript is spliced from 2 exons. The record is from RefSeq and is a predicted model, not a curated record. Bases 1 to 1152 code for a protein of 383 amino acids. Lineage: Eukaryota; Metazoa; Arthropoda; Insecta; Diptera; Muscidae.